AAACUCGAAUCGCAGGCGGGAAAGACAAAAGUCCCUGCAAAUUGGUUUAUUCGGCGUGUCAGUCACCGAUUUUGAGAAAACUAUAUCUAUCUAUCUAUCUAUCUGAUCAUCUAGCUAUUUAGCAAAUUAGAGAACGGGGUGACGUGGGAGCACAUAACUUUGGCGGAUUUCUAAGGGACUCGCACUAAUUUGCCGAGUGCAUGAUGGUGGCCAGGGGGAUGAAGCGUAAGCUCUAUGGGAGUGAUAAUGGCGGAGGCUCUGUCUGGGAAAGCCAGCUGCAGUCAGUGUUGGACAUUUCCUUGGACAAGUUCCAGCGAGACCAAGCCCUUGUAGAGCCAAGCUUACUACGGUCUGUUCUCAUCACCAAUACAUUACGACAGGUCCAGUCAGUGGUCAAAACACACUUGUCUGGAGUUAGUUUCCAUCCGAAACUACACACUCAACCAAAGAAACAACCUGAGCUCCUUUCCACGCUAGGGUCCAUUCCUGCUGGGCACAGUGCAUCCCUUUGCUCCCUGGGGGUUGAAGACAUGGAGGAUGAUUUAAUGGCCUGGCCUUCAGAAGAGGAUUUGUCCUUGGCAACAGCUAUUACUGGCAUACUGAAUGAUCUUGAUGCAGCUCUAGAUGAUGACUGUGGACUAUCUGUACCUCAGCGCUUACCUCUGGCUUCUAUGGAGAAUCUGCCAGGAGACGGGAGGUCCAAACAGAAUUCGACCAUAAGCCACAAGACUGAUGGUUGCAGAGCAUCCAUUUUGGGGAAUUCCAGUCACAUGUCUAAUUACCUGCAGGAAGCUGUUAUAGAUGACCUGUUGUUGGACAUUGACACAAAUGUAUUUGAAGCAGAGGCGAACAGUGUCAGUCCAUGUGCCUUCUCUUUUCCUGCUGAUCAGCUUGUGAAAUAUCUGCCACCUUUUAGCAACUCAUCUGCAGUGUCUUUGACUCCAGCUUCACCCCCCAUGGUCAGAUGACACAGGACUAGAGCACAUAAUGAACAUACUACUACAUUACUGAUAAAUUAUAUUAAAAGCAAAAGCUUUAUUACUUUUUAAGUGGAACAGAAAUGUAGGUUAGAGGGAGAUGAAAGCCAUAGAAUUUGAAUAUUGUGCUCAAGUUGUAAUGAAAAGUGUGUAGAAAUGUUGAAUAUAAAAGUCUGAAUAGGCAUGA
Molecule: messenger RNA, 1164 nt
Organism: Electrophorus electricus (electric eel)
Lineage: Eukaryota; Metazoa; Chordata; Actinopteri; Gymnotiformes; Gymnotidae
Gene: sertad3
Product: SERTA domain containing 3
Cellular component (GO): nucleus
Molecular function (GO): transcription regulator activity
Source: RefSeq, a predicted model, not a curated record